CAGGCGAUUGUUUGCAGAGCCUGAGCAGACCUGAGGUUAAAGCGGUCCAACAUGUCCGCCUCUUGGCUCGCCGUCUGCCUUCUGGGAGGUUUUCUCCUUCAGGUGUUCAGCCAUGAGAACGUAAAUCCAGGGCUCUGUGAGAAUGAAAACGGUGGCUGCGAACAUUUCUGCCAUGUUGUGGAAGGGAACGUCGAGUGUGGCUGUGCUGAUGGGUACUUCCUGGCACCGGACAACCAGUCCUGCAGCUCUAACGAGACUUUUAGAUGUGGCGCCAUUAUCUCCGGCAGAGUCCAAACUCAGAACGGAACCGUAGAGGGGAACUCCAGAGAGGAUCAGCUGGUCCUCCAGAGCAAUGCAAGCAGGCUGGAUGAGACCAUCAGGGGAGAGGACUGUCCACCGGGACAAUGUCCAUGGCAGGCUCUGCUGGUGAACCAGAACGGCGUGGGCUUCUGUGGGGGAACCAUCCUGAGCGAGUACAUCAUCCUGACCGCCGCUCAAUGCCUGACCCAAGCCCGGUACCUCACCGUCAGCCUCGGUGUCUACAACUCGUCUCACAGUGGAGGUGACCAAGCUUCCCAUGUGGUGGACGUCUCGGUCAGUCACCAUGGUUACAGCCCACAGACGCUCUUCAACGACCUGGCUCUGAUAAAGCUGGCCACGCCCAUCAGGUUCUCCAGGUACAUCCUGCCGGCCUGCAUACCGGAGCCGGACUUCAUGGAGAAGGUUCUGAUGCGGCAGCAGGCGGGGCUGGUCAGCGGUUUUGGACAUCUGGGUGAGGGUCAGCCGUCCGCCAUCCUACGGCGCCUCUCCGUCCCCUACGUGGAUCCAGAUGCCUGCAUGCAGUCCACCCAGCUGCCCGUCUCUUUGCGGAUGUUCUGCGCAGGCUACGACCGGAUGGAGGAUUCCUUUCAGGGCGACGCCGGCGGGCCGCACGUCACCCAUUACCAUGACACCUUCUUCAUCACCGGCAUCAGGAGCUGGGGCAAAGGUCACGCACGAAAGGGGAAAUACGGCGUCUACACUAAAGUAUCUAAAUACAUCAAGUGGAUCAGAGAGGGGAUCAAGAAGCUGACGCCUGUGAGCCCAGUAUAAACACCCAGUAAACCCAGUAAUCAGGGAUUUAAGCUCAGAGAAGCUGGAACGAACCAUCCUGAUGGCGUCCCUCAGGUCCGACUGUUUGGGCCCCUGAUCAUCCAGGUUUGGUUCGGUCUGACAUCAAUCAUCAAAGGAAAAAAUCUACUGACUAGCAUUAAAUUUAGCUACAGAACUGAUCC
Cyprinodon variegatus (sheepshead minnow) is the source of this 1274-nucleotide messenger RNA. RefSeq names its product coagulation factor X-like. The transcript is spliced from 6 exons. Gene Ontology annotation, biological process: proteolysis. Gene Ontology annotation, molecular function: serine-type endopeptidase activity. Lineage: Eukaryota; Metazoa; Chordata; Actinopteri; Cyprinodontiformes; Cyprinodontidae. Bases 52 to 1092 code for a protein of 346 amino acids. The record is from RefSeq and is a predicted model, not a curated record.